GAUCCACAGCUAACUGAGUUCAGCAGCUGACAGCUGGAAAUUGAAGAAAGCAGUUCAAAUUUAUUUUUUUGUGGAAAGGGAGUUUUUAAAAAUUAAUAUGGACACUAACGUGUUUCUGAUUUUGACCCUUGUUGUUUUAGCAGAAGCAGAUUUUAAUCUUCCCAGAAAAAGAUCAUGCGCCUUUAACUUGCUUGGAUCUGAUUGUGACUACACACCUAUGGCUGGAAUGAGUAAAGAUCACAGCUUUCGAAUGAGUUUGGAUGGACCCGGAAGGAAACGCAGUUCAACCAUCCCUCAAAGAUCUUUAAGGGAAAUUGUUAACAAAAGAAGGCAGUUAAGCUACAUAAAAAGUUUGCUUCAAGAUCUAGAUGACAAAUUAGAAAAGCUAGAAAAAAGAUCUUGUUUGAUCAACAUGCCUGGAUUGAACUGUGACUUCAAUCAGAUGGUUGGAACUGGAAAAGAUCUUGGAGUCUGGAGCAGUUUAGCCGCCCCUGGCAGAAAACGCAGAUAUCGUCGUGGUCUUCGGAAUCUACUUUAAGCGGACCAAAUAGCCGAUGAUGUUCUGUGGCUCAUCUCAAAUUUGAAAUGUUUCGAUUCUCUUCUUUAUCUGCUUAAGUUGUGCCAAAUAUUACUCGAUGUGUUCAACGCAUAAUAAUUGUUGAAUAAAUAUCCAUUUCGCUUAAUCAUGAGUAGCAAUAUAAAAGUUCCAUGUCUUCAUAUUUUUUGAAAAUGCAUUACAGUAAGAUUGUGAAGUCUUAAUCUAGAAUUAUUCUUUGUUUAAUUAUUGUCGUGCCAUUCAUGUCAAUAAUCUGUAAAGUACUUAUGUUCCUUUUC
This is a messenger RNA of Argiope bruennichi, 834 nucleotides long. RefSeq lists its product as uncharacterized. Bases 98 to 538 code for a protein of 146 amino acids. Lineage: Eukaryota; Metazoa; Arthropoda; Arachnida; Araneae; Araneidae. The transcript is spliced from 5 exons. The record is from RefSeq and is a predicted model, not a curated record.